UACAAUCACUUUGCGUUAUUGGAGUAUGUAUCGGACUCUUUCUUAGUUCAUUCGGAGUUUCACAAAAUUCUAUAACUACCACCGUUCCUACAAUACUUAAUUCACUUAAUAUAUCACCUAAAAUGCUUGGUUUAAUAUUAACAUCACUCGCGACAUUUGGAAGUGCAUGUGUUUACGUCAUACUUGAUCAAUUAUUGACGACAAUUAUAGUACCUAAUGAACUUCCACCAUCACCAGAAAAAGCAUGCUUUUUAAUAGGAACUAUUAACUCAAGUUUAGCUAUGAUAUAUAUUAUAAUUUAUACAAUUCCAAAUUGGAAAGUACUUGUAAUAGAAGAGAUGGAAAAGAAAACAGAACAUGCUACUUAUUGGAUAGUAAAAUAUCUUGGUAAUGUUACUAUAGGAUUAUUAAAUUCUGUUAGAGCUAUUAUGGUAUUUGGUUUUAGUCAUAUAUUUUUUUGUAAAAUUGAUAAUGGUCAAUGUUUUACUAUUUGGAAAGGAUUUG
Dentiscutata heterogama is the source of this 504-nucleotide messenger RNA. The record is from the annotation of a GenBank genome assembly. NCBI's taxonomy places the organism in Eukaryota, Fungi, Glomeromycota, Glomeromycetes, Diversisporales, Gigasporaceae.